AGACACUAAGGGGUUGGAGUGAGCGCCGAUGAGGACACUGUAGCUCAAACCAUGGAACCUGACAACUGCACCCACGCCAUGGAACCUGACAACUGCACCGACGUGAACGAACUGAUGACACGCUAUUACCUGCCUGUCUCCUACGCCAUCAUCUUCAUCGUGGGCCUGGUGGGCAACGUGACCUCCAUCAGCAUUUACGUGACCAAGCUGCGCCCCUGGAGGAGCAGCAGCAUCAUCAUGGUCAACUUGGCGCUGACUGACCUCCUCUACGUCCUCAGCCUGCCCUUCCUGGUCUACUACUACAGCACCGGGGAAUGGAGUUUGGGCGACUUCAUGUGCCGCUUCGUACGCUUUGGGUUUCACUUCAACCUGUACGGAAGCAUCCUCUUCCUGACCUGUCUCGCCGUUUUCCGCUACGUGGUGGUGAUCGAGCCUCUGAGGGCGGCGCAGGUGCAGCAGAAGUUUUGGGGCAUAAUCGCGUGUUCUGCCGUCUGGUUCAUCGCCGCUGCCGAAAUCGCACCCAUGCUGACGCUGAUAUCCCAAAAGGUGCACGACAACAAGACUUCCUGCUUGGACUUCGCCAGCAGCGAACACGUCGAUGAAGUGCGGUUGCUCGGCUGGCUGCUCACUGCUCUCGGAUUCCUUUUACCUCUCUUGGUGGUGUCCCUGUGUUACAUAGGUAUAGUGAAACAGCUGGCCAGGGGGCCCAGCACAAGCAGCCCAUGUCGGGUGCGGGCGCGGCGCGUGACCGUGCUGAUCCUGGUGGUGUUCGUGGUGUGCUUCCUGCCGUAUCACGUCUUGCGCAUGUUGCGGAUCGAAAUUCGAAAGAAUGAUGAAAUGUCAUGCAUGGUUAAGCGCAUCGUCCACGCAGCGUACAUCGUCUCCAGGCCUCUGGCGGGACUCAACACGGUUUUUAACUUGGUUUUGUACACCCUCUCAGGUGAUAAAUUCAAGAGGGCCUUUCUCAGCAGUUUUUACUGGGACCUAGGCCUCACCCAGGCCAGGUCGCUGAUCCACGUUGCCAUCAUCAACAAGGCAGGCCGCGACACGCCUGCUGUAUCACCGAAGACUGUCCACAGUGGCGGGAACGCUGCUUGACAGCUGUGGUUUCCUCAUUGUGUAAUUCCCAGAGACAAUUAAUGCUUUUAUGUGCA
Anoplopoma fimbria (sablefish) is the source of this 1154-nucleotide messenger RNA. RefSeq names its product 2-oxoglutarate receptor 1-like. The record is from RefSeq and is a predicted model, not a curated record. The coding region runs from base 52 to 1098 and encodes 348 amino acids. Gene Ontology annotation, biological process: G protein-coupled receptor signaling pathway. NCBI's taxonomy places the organism in Eukaryota, Metazoa, Chordata, Actinopteri, Perciformes, Anoplopomatidae. Gene Ontology annotation, cellular component: plasma membrane. The transcript has 2 exons. Gene Ontology annotation, molecular function: G protein-coupled receptor activity.